UAAUCCCUUCUUAUCUCUCAACUUUUAAUCCAAAUAAACCCAUAUCUAUCUUCGAUCUCUCUAUAUCCAUAGUCCAAAAUCCAGACAUCUUCUCUCACCAUCCAUGGCGGGUCACGUGAAAACAGGUUGUGGGUCUGCCGAGCAGCUGACUCAUGACGACGGCACGGACAUGAUCCGGAGAGGUCCGUGGACAGCUGAAGAGGACUCCAUGCUCAACACUUAUGUCACCAUCCACGGCGAGGGUCGCUGGAAUUCCGUCGCUCGCUGCGCAGGUCUGAAGCGAACCGGAAAAAGCUGCAGAUUAAGAUGGUUGAACUACUUGCGGCCUGAUGUUAGGCGUGGAAAUAUCAGCCUCAAAGAACAGCUAUUGAUUCUUGAGCUCCAUUCUCGCUGGGGAAAUAGGUGGUCCAAAAUAGCACAAUUUUUGCCUGGAAGAACAGACAAUGAGAUAAAAAACUAUUGGAGAACAAGGGUCCAAAAGCAGGCUAAGCAGCUCAAAUGUGACGUCAAUAGCAAACAGUUUAGAGACGCCAUGCGUUACGUAUGGAUCCCCCGGAUGAUGGAGCGAAUCCGGGCUGCAUCCGACCCCUACUCAGAUCAACCCGCUGCCGCAUAUAGCGCUGAUCACUGCCCCAAUAACCGCACGGCUGGGGUCACCCCAAGUCAAGCCCACGCCUUUGGGACAGACCCGGUUGACCCGCAUUUAAUGCCCGCAAUAUCGGUUACUUCAUCGGAUUCAUCGGAGGCCCAAGCAGUUUCGGAUCUAACCGAAUGUUGCGAUUUGUCGGGUGGCAAUUACCCGGAUAAUCCACAAAACAGGUCGUUUUCAUGCCAGCCGGGCUUGGAUAUCCAAGCAUUUGAGCAUAGUAAUGGAUGGUUUGAUGGUGGGGACUCAUCGUGGGAUGGCUUGUGGAGCGACGAAAAUAUGUGGUUUUUGCAACAGCAGCUUUGUGAUGUAGUCUAAAUAAUAGAAUUCUCUUCCGUCACGCAUUCAGGCAUUCAACCAUUUGUUAUUUAUUCCAUGAGACACAAUUAGUAGCAUUAAUGAGACAAAUUGUGGACCAA
Alnus glutinosa is the source of this 1065-nucleotide messenger RNA. RefSeq names its product transcription factor MYB78-like. Gene Ontology annotation, cellular component: nucleus. The coding region runs from base 104 to 964 and encodes 286 amino acids. Gene Ontology annotation, molecular function: sequence-specific DNA binding; DNA-binding transcription factor activity. Lineage: Eukaryota; Viridiplantae; Streptophyta; Magnoliopsida; Fagales; Betulaceae. The record is from RefSeq and is a predicted model, not a curated record. The transcript is spliced from 3 exons. Gene Ontology annotation, biological process: regulation of DNA-templated transcription.